Molecule: messenger RNA, 768 nt
Organism: Penicillium taxi
Lineage: Eukaryota; Fungi; Ascomycota; Eurotiomycetes; Eurotiales; Aspergillaceae
Exons: 4
Coding region: 1-768 (255 amino acids)
Source: RefSeq, a predicted model, not a curated record
AUGAAGGGAUUUCUAGAGAGGAAGAAAAACGGUGAAUUUGAGAAAACGGCUCAUCACAUCCGUCUUGAUCCGGAAACUUGGGCCAUGAUCGCCUUUUUCGACAGGUAUCCAGAAGAUUCGUACCCAAGAUUAAUUCAGUGCUGCGAUAUACUCGACAAAUGGGUGACAAUAAGUGACAGCGGAGAGUUUAUCAUGGAGGAUCCGCUUUUUGAAGAUGUCCCAGUGGUUGGAUACUUUAUUGCAGGUAUCGACGAGAUCGAAGGUGAUCAUGAUGAGGCUGUGCGUGCUUGCGCAGAGUGUACAUAUGCCACAAUCUGUUUGGCUGCUACUCUGGUGGGAAGCGCUCUCCUGGGGCCUGUGGGUGCUGCAGUCGCAUCGGCGGUAGCGGGAUAUGCUGCGAUGUAUGUCAAAGCCGCUAUAGGUCGAUCCAUCAGUGACCCGGCAAUGCGCAAUGAGGUCACUGCAAUUACUGUCUAUCGUGUUCUGAUGAAUGAACUUUUCAUCAUUGCUGGGGCAGGUAUUGGUGAAAUGUCUGGAGCUUUCAGUGACCUCAUAGUUGACGAGCUACUGGCGGAUGGAGUUGAUCAAAUGCUAGCUGACAUGGCGGGGAAGCUUGGGAAAAAAGGACUGAAGUCGCUGACUAAGGAGGAGAUGAAGCUUAUCAUCGACUCUAUAUCAGAUGCUGUUAAGCACGGGAAGUCAGAAGAUGAUAUCAAACAUAUGUUUGAUGACUUCGCGAAUGAUGGAGUGGAUCUCUUGAAAGGUUGA